Molecule: messenger RNA, 702 nt
Organism: Cladocopium goreaui
Lineage: Eukaryota; Dinophyceae; Suessiales; Symbiodiniaceae
Source: the annotation of a GenBank genome assembly
AUGGAGUCGCGGAGGCAGCUGAAGGGGAGAGGGAAAAGUCCUACGCAUAGGAUCUUUGAGAAGCCAAUCGCACGCCGCGAACGAGUGUUUGGAGCGGCGCACGCCACAGCGAUCCAAAGAAGCCCUUUGCAAAUUGAGGUACCCUUGAAGUGCAAAUGGAGACGACGCGUGGGAGAUUUGCCAGUUGAGAUUCCCGGCGCACAGCCAGCAGAUGCUGAUGAUGGUCACCACGGCAUUGUUGUGGGCGAGAUUGGUCCCUUCGAGCUUGAUCCUGCGACGCGACGAAGUUUGGACAACGCAUUGGGACUUGGCGGAAGCAGGUUUACUGUGAUGCAGUCCAAGCUUCCUGGGGAAGCAGCAACCGGCCGUCAGGACAUGGGCAUCCACGUAUCAACUGAAGGUGUCAGAGUGGCCGCUGCCCAAGGGUCUGGCUACCAGAAUCGGGACAGCAAAGAGAUCUAUGCUGAGUACUCGCCCGACUACCCCAAGGUCAUCAUCCAUCCUUUGGAUACAUCCAAGUUCCAGCUUGUCAUGAACGAAGUCAAGACCUUCCACCUCAUUGCGCUUUCUCGCACAUCUCGAGAUCUCAUAGCACUGACAAUCCGGUGCUUCCAUGCCAAGAAGUUCAUGUCUACACCCAGCAUUUUGCAGACAGUGUUGCCGGUUCAGUUGCCGGACACAGCAGGCUGCUUUCCUCAAUGA